GAGGGGGUUGGGAAGAGAAAAAAGGUUCGAUUCGAGAGCUUGGGAAAUAUUAAUAUUAUCGGUGGUGGACGAAACGCGUGAUCGUGGAAAGAGAGUGACUCGUGAGGGAGGAGGGGGAAAGGGGUUUUCCACCCCCAUCGUUUCCACCACCACAACGCCACCGACCCAGUCCCUGUCUCGGAUAUAAAGUGGUCGCGUGCUUGCAAGCUCAGUCACUCUGUCGCUGAAGCACCGAUCCUCGCAACCACCUAUUUGGCUCGUCCAAAAACCGCUCGAGCCAACGAACGCAACCCCGAUCCGCAUCUCUCAGCAGAGCAACAGCCACUCGAAACAGGAUCGAAAUAUGUCGUCGCUACGAAUCGCCAUGUUUCUGCUCGUCGUUCUGAUGGUGUUGAUCGACUGCUCAACGGCCAUCCCGGCAGCCGACAAGGAACGAUUGUUGAACGAGUUGGUGGACGACGAUGGAAGCAUCGAGACCGCUCUGAUCAAUUACCUGUUCACGAAACAAAUCGUGAAACGGCUUCGAAAUCAGCUGGACAUCGGUGACCUUCAACGCAAACGAAGUUAUUGGAAACAGUGCGCCUUCAACGCCGUCUCUUGCUUUGGCAAAUAGAACGUCGAGUUGCUCCUCGAUCAUCUUUCUCUCUCUCUCUUUCUCUCUCAUUCUUUCCUUCUCUCCCUUUGUCCAGUGGCUAAGCUUUUAAAUAGACGACGAGUGUAACUCGACGGCACAAACUCAGAUUCCCAGUGUUGUCAAAUUUCCAUCCGCGAGUUUAUGAAUGUUUGCUAACUCUUUGAUCGUAUUUCAAAAUGUACGUACGUGUGUGUCCUCGCGGAGAUUGGGAUCGUUUUCGAAAAUGUCGCGGAUGUAAAUUUAGCAAUGAAUCCAUUCCCCCGCAAUACGCUGUAUAAUAUUAACGUCGAUAUUAUUAAGGAAAGGUAGAUGUUGUAGUACGAUGAUGUAUCGUAAUUAAGAGCCUGCGUUAAGAUUAUAGAGUUUUCUUUUCUCAAAGCGAGACUUUGCGAAGCACAAUAAUUUCACCUUCUUGCCUAAAUUAUAUACUUUACGUAUUUUUUAAUUAACGGAAGGACGUUGUUCAAUAAAAGAUCCAUUUUUUUUCCAUCGUACUGUAUAAGAUCGAUCUCUUUAUUUUCUUCAAGAAUAAUAUCUUGCUACGAGUAUCAAGUAGCGAAAUAAAUAUAGAAUGUACAAUUUACAAUUUUCUACAAUUUUCUUUCGUAAAAGCGGUCGAGAGUUUCCAACACUCGAUUUCAAGGACAAAACGUACCGGGAUG
Molecule: messenger RNA, 1296 nt
Organism: Apis mellifera (honey bee)
Lineage: Eukaryota; Metazoa; Arthropoda; Insecta; Hymenoptera; Apidae
Product: allatostatin C
Exons: 3
Coding region: 344-613 (89 amino acids)
Source: RefSeq, a predicted model, not a curated record